This is a messenger RNA of Morone saxatilis (striped sea-bass), 3501 nucleotides long. It is a transcript of the gene hif1al, whose product is annotated as hypoxia inducible factor 1 subunit alpha, like. Gene Ontology annotation, biological process: regulation of transcription by RNA polymerase II; cellular response to hypoxia. Lineage: Eukaryota; Metazoa; Chordata; Actinopteri; Moronidae. Gene Ontology annotation, molecular function: RNA polymerase II transcription regulatory region sequence-specific DNA binding; protein dimerization activity; DNA-binding transcription factor activity, RNA polymerase II-specific. The record is from RefSeq and is a predicted model, not a curated record.
CCGUACCGGUGCGCGUUGACGUAGCGGAGGAUCGUUGUGUUAUUCAGUGUGUACCGUCGGGCUUUGCCACAAUUAACAGCCGUUUUUAAAGGUCAGAACCGCGGAUCGGUGCUCGGAGUGAACAUGGAGGAGAAACAGGAGACCGUGGCGGUGAAACGGACCAGUUCGGAGCAGAGGAAGCUGCGUUCUCGUGAUGCGGCCAGAUGUAGGCGAAGUCAGGAGACCGAGGUGUUUUAUGAGCUCGCCCACACUCUGCCGCUCCCCCGUCGAGUUUCCACCCACCUGGACAAAUCUGCCAUCAUGAGAGUCUCCCUCAGCUUCCUGUGGAUGCAGCGCCUCCUCCGACCCGGUGAGACUAAGAAAGAGGAAGAGAAGGAAGAGAAGGAUGAGGAAGAGGAGGAGGAAGAUCCAAUGGACACUUUCUAUCCUCAGGCGCUGGCUGGCUUCAUCAUGGUGAUCACUGAGGAGGGAGACAUGAUCUACCUGACAGAAAGUGUCAGCAGACACAUCGGCAUCACACAGCUGGACCUGCUGGGCCACAGUAUUUAUGACUUUGUUCAUCCCUGUGAUCAAGAGGAGCUCAGAGACCUGCUGACUCCACGUCCAGGUUCUCCACUGCACAGGUCACAUGCGUCCGUUUGGCGGCGGCUCCACGCCUCCUGCUCCAAGAGUGAUGACUCUGCUGUGCGAGCCCAUCCCUCACCCGUCCAGCGUGGAGUUCCCUCUGGACACCUGCACCUUCCUCACCCGCCACACCAUGGACCUGCGCUUCACCCACUGCGAGGGCAGGGUGACAGAGUUGGUGGGAUACAAACCUGACGAUCUGAUUGGUCGCUCGGCUUACCAGUUUCAUCACGCUCUCGACUCUGAUCACAUCAACAAGAGCCUGCACACACUGCUGUCCAAAGGUCAGGUGAGCACCAGCCAGUAUCGUUUCCUGGCGAACAGCGGCGGUUUCGUCUGGGCGGAGACCCAAGCGACUGUCCUCUACAGCAGCAAGACAUCACAGCCCGAGGCCGUCGUCUGUCUCAACUUUAUCCUCAGCGCCGUGGAGCAGCCAGAUGUUGUUUUCUCCGUCGAGCAGCUUCGUUGUGGUCAGGCUAAAACCCACUCAGCAGCGCCUGCACCAGAGGAUUCUGGGACUUCUGACAUGCGUGACUCUGACAGUGAGUGUCUCGCCAGCUCCGAUCAAACCGAGGACGAAAGUUCAGGUACCAGCAGCGCUGCAGACCUCUUCUUCAAGCUGAAAGAGAAGCCGGAGGAGCUUCUCCAGUUGGCUCCCGAGGCCGGAGACGUCAUCGUGCCGCUGACAGAUAUUGUUGAGCUGUCCUUCGUCAGUCUGUCCACUCAAGACUCGGUGCCUGACCACCCGCAGGAUCUGUGCACUCCACAGCUGCGACAGCUCCUCUCGCCCAUCUUCAACCCAACAUCAUCAUCACCAUCACCGACCUCCUCAGCUGAUCCUGAGCCGAGCUCCGAGGAGGAGGAGGUGAUGGACACCAGCGAGGUGGAGAAGUUCUUUGCUGUCUGGCCAGACGAUGGACAGAAGAAAGAAGGAGAAACACUGGAAGGGAUGGAUCUGGAGAUGUUGGCUCCUUACAUCUCGAUGGACGAUGACUUCCAGCUGACCUUCCUCAGCAGUUUGCCAGAGGAAGCCGACAAACCUUCGUCCUCUUCAUUUGAAUCCUCAGCAGUGAUGCCUGCACUCAAAGUGAACAGGAAACGGACCCACAACCCGGAUGAGGAGCUGCUGUCCCAGCUGAUGAUUCAGGACAAGAGACAGAAACAUGAUGCUUCCUCAAUAGAAGAGGAACUUCUCCUCAACCACAGAUUGCUGGGCUGUCUGGACGAAACCGACCAAUCAGAUUUGGUCCUGGACCCGGGACCGGGAGGGCGGAGUCGGCUGCUCACAGACAAAGACCCACUUUUAGGAGGCAUACAGGGACUCUGUGAUACUGCAGCUCUGAUGAGGGACAUAUUCAUACCUCGCCCACCUGACCUGUCGCCGCCGCUCUCGCCUCUGACUUGACCGCGUCCCAUUCAAUCAAGAUUUGGUCUCGACGUCUUCUACACUCAAAGCGAGAAAGUCGAUGCCGGAUCUGUCUGGAAAAAGAACAACAACCUGAGUGCACACAUACAAACGCAACACACCACAAACACGUACGCACACGAAUAUAAAACUCACACACGCUGCGUAGCCAUAACGUGAGGUCGGACGUGACCUCGUUGCUUGUAGCUGAACCAGGACGGUCACUUAUGUCGGGUGACGUGUUGUAAGGCAGGUGGGAGGUGCUGUUCGCUCUCUUAAACCCAUCGACAUUUACACUGAUUUUAAUGUGAGAAACCAUCAUUGUGGUCAGUCUGUUUCAUGGAAGCAGCAGCAGGCGGUGCUAAAAUUCUGAUGUAAAAGAUUUUAAAAAUCCUACAUUGAGACAAAUCUGGUAAUUAUUUCUCUGAGCAGCUAAAUUCAAUUUAUCGCAGCUUUCCAGUUUUAUCACAUUUCUUUUGUUUUUAGUGCUUUUACCGUUUUUUAAAGUCCUGCACAGGAACUCCCAUAAUGCUCAGCUUUGAGCCAACAUUCAUACAUAUAAACAGUCUUCUGCUGUUAUUAUUUCCUUUUUGUGUCAAAUUACACAAACAAACUAGCGAAAUAUCAGUGGCAUCGUUUAUUUCAGUGGCAUAUUUUUACGUCUUUUUAUACACUCAAUGCUAAACCUUUUCAAAUAGUACAUGUAUCAGAAAGUUAGGACUUGUUGUUGCCGUUUUAUUGAAGAGUUAACAAUCGUUUGGUGUUUGUUUUAAUCACCCCGAGGUGCCAGGUGGGUGGGGUUUACCUCAUCCAACACUCCCUGUAAGCUAACGUGAGGCGAUCAAUCACAGAAAGGUUCAGACAUCCAUCCUGUGAAAUCAAAGUGGACUAAAACAAACCAUAAAUCAGCAGUUUGAUUUAAACAUAUAGUCUGAUUAACUUACUGAAGCCAUUUACAUUAAUGAGACAAACAGUAGAGUUAGCUUGUUUAUAUACUCAUUAGAAAUGUAAUUAAACACUAGUAUUCAUGUUUUUUUGUCAUGUAUGAGUUUGAAUUUUAUGGCAAACAAAUUGUGCCUCAGCAUAUAUGAGCUGAAUGUUUGAAUUGUUUUUUUUUUAGUUGCAGUGCUCGAUGAAAUAUUGUGAUGCUACUACACUGUCUGAGAUGUGGAGGAUUGUUUUUAUUCGGCCAUAUUUUCUAUAUCUAAACCCUGAAACUGCCGAGCCUGUUUGAAAACGGUUUAUCCUAAUUCAAUGUAAACGGACAUUUGUUUAAACAUGUUCUUCCAGAGUUCUCUGUGCCUUUUUUAUCAUCCAGUGAAAGAGGUUUCAUUAAAAGGUUUUUCUCCGUCCUGUUUCAUCUUUUACCUUACGCACAAGAUCUGAUCUAAUGAGAACAUUUAAUCUUUCUGUUUCUACGGUUUAUCCUGUAUGUAUUCUUGAGCUAAAUAAAAAUAGAGAUAAAAGCAGAA